AUGAAGAAGCAUCUUUCGAUGCUUCGGAUACCACCACUGCUGUUACUGGUCACUCUGUUUCUUUGUUCGAUUUUGACGUUAGCUCCCGCCGCAACUGCCGCGAUCGUAUCGGAACCGGUGACCAAAGUACACAAAGCCGGUGUUUGUGCACUGCGCGGUCAGUGCGGUAAGAAAUCAUUCUUUGGUGGGCAAUUGCCAUGCCCAGAUAACGGGCCAGCUGAGGAACCGGAAGCAUCUGUUAGAAAACAACUAGUUGAUAUCUGUGGAGCUACUUGGAACGAGGGACCAGUGUGUUGUGACAGAGAUCAGCUUGAAAGUCUCGCCUCCAACCUCAAAAAAGCCGAAAACCUCAUAGCAGCUUGUCCCGCUUGCAAGGCCAAUUUCUUCGACCUUUUUUGCACAUUCACUUGCUCUCCUGACCAAUCUUUGUUUUUGAAUAUCACAUCCACUCAAGAACUCAGAGGCGGAAAGACAAUCGUCACAGAGUUGGAUUAUUUUGUGUCAGAGAAAUUUGGAAGUGGAUUUUUCGAUUCAUGCAAAGAUGUCAAGUUUUCUGCAACCAAUGGUUAUGUCAUGGACCUCAUCGGUGGCGGCGCGAAGGACUACAAAGCUUUCCUGAAAUUCCUUGGGGAUGAGAAGCCGUUCGGAUCGCCGUUCCAAAUGAACUUUCCUGCUGGCGAUGAAAUGAACGCGCCUAUGGAGCAGAUGGAUAACUCUCCCAAGCGGUGCAAUGAUACAGAUGUAUCGUACCGAUGUUCGUGCGUGGAUUGUCCCUCUGUUUGCCCUGAGCUUCCGGAGGUUCAAACAGGGAAAGACUUCGGUUGGUAUUCAGCACAUUCGGCUUGGAAGGUACACCGUGAUAGAAGGGCAAGGUUGAGAUUGUUGCAAGAGAGUGCUCCAAGCGAUGACGAAGAUGAGGGUGAUGUCGUGGAUGCAGGCAUGAUCGAAAGAUCUAGAGGGGAGUACCUUCUUAAUACCUACAUCGAUAAAUUUUUCUCGAGACUUGGGGAAACUUGUGCAUCUUGCCCUACAGUGACGAUAGUGAUCAGUGUUGUAUGUGUCGGUCUAUUGAGCUUGGGCUGGCUAAACUUUUCAGUCGAGAAUGAUCCUGUGAGACUAUGGGUUAGCCCUACCUCUGAGGCUGCUAUGGAGAAACAGUUCUUUGACGACAACUUUGGGCCUUUUUAUCGAGCUCAGCAGGCGUUUUUGGUUAACGACACCACUGAUGCUGGGCCAUCACCAACUCUCGAUUACGAUGUGUUAGGUUGGUGGUUUGACGUAGAGAACCGUAUCCGGCGGAUGAAAAGUCUGACCUACGGUGUUACUCUGGACGACGUUUGUUUUAAACCUACCGACUCCGGAUGCGUUGUUCAAUCCAUCACAGGUUAUUUUGGGAACGACUUUUGGAACCUCAAAGAAGCGACUUGGAAAAAAGAUCUGAGAUCGUGUACAGCACAACCCGUUCAAAGUCAAUGUUUGCCAGAUUUUGGCCAGCCUUUGAAUAAAGAAUUAUUAUUGGGUGGCUGGGAAGAGAGUGGGGAUGUUGCAGAAGCGAAGGCAAUGAUUGUGACUUGGGUCUUGGAGAAUCAUCCGGAGGGAUCCGAGGAGCUUGAAAGAAGCAUGGAUUGGGAAAGGAGCUUAAAAAGCACUUUGAUUGCAGUACAGUCUGAAGCAAAAGAAAGGGGCCUGCGGUUGAGCUUUUCAACAGAAAUCAGUUUGGAAGAAGAACUCAAUAAAAGUACCAACACCGAUGCAAAGAUUGUCGUAAUCAGUUAUAUUGCAAUGUUUAUCUACGCGAGUUUUGCUUUGGGUAGCACCGGCUUUGCAAUUGCUCGUAUUUUCAACCAACCCAGCAAAAUUCUAAUCGAGAGCAAGUUCACUCUUGGGAUUUUCGGCAUAAUUAUCGUCCUGAUGAGUGUUUCUGCCAGUGUGGGAUUGUUCUCUGCAAUGGGAGUUAAGGUAACGCUUAUCAUUGCAGAAGUUAUUCCAUUCCUUGUGCUGGCAGUUGGUGUGGACAAUAUCUUUCUAAUCGUCCACGAAUUCGAACGAGUCAAUCAUUCACAUCUCGGUGAUUCCGUAGAGAUUCGGGUCGGGAAAGCAAUGGGGCGAAUGGGGCCUAGUAUUCUUUUAUCUGCAUCGAGCGAGACAAUUUCCUUUGCUCUUGGAGCCAUCGUGACGAUGCCGGCAGUGAGAAACUUUGCGAUAUAUGCUGCAGGUGCGGUAUUCAUAAACGCCGUACUGCAAGUGACUAUGUUUGUAGCGGUGCUGGCCCUCAAUCAGGAGAGAGUCGAAGAUUCAAGGAUGGAUUGUUUCCCUUGUUUCAGGGUCCCCGGAGAAAACAGAGACAAUGGGCAUCUCAAUGGGUUGACAACGAGGGAUAUCAGGAUGCCGGCCUACCCCGUGGAGGAGAGCAUUCUUCAAGGCUUUAUUCGAAAAAAAUAUGCCCCAGGCUUAUUGCAAAGAAAGGCAAAGUGGGGUGUCAUGAUGUUGUUUUUUGGGUUAUUUACCGCAAGCUUGGCACUCCUCCCCAAGAUAGAGCUUGGUCUUGAUCAAAGAAUUGCUAUACCAACUGAUUCAUAUCUUAUUGGUUAUUUCAACGACCUUUAUGAUUACCUUGGUGUGGGCCCACCAGUUUACUUCGUCACUCAAGAGUACAACAUUACACAAGCCCACGAGCAGCAAGCCCUAUGCGGACGUUUUUCCACAUGUGAUACUUACUCGCUCUCGAACGUUCUCGAACAAGAACGCAAACGCCCAGAAACCUCAUACAUCGCUGAGCCCGCUGCGAGCUGGAUUGAUGACUAUUUUCUUUGGCUCAACCCGUCCCUCGAGAAAUGUUGCAGGGUGAAAAAGAGAGACCCUUCGCAACUUUGCGGAGAGUUUGAUAACGACCGACAAUGCAAAAUUUGUUUUGAGGAUAGGGACCCGGCCUGGAAUAUCACUCUUUCUGGGAUGCCACAAGGCCAAGAAUUCCUAGAUUAUCUAAACGUUUGGAUAAAAGCACCGACUGGAGAGGACUGUCCUUUGGCUGGAAAGGCAGCUUAUUCUCAUGCUAUUGUCCCUGAUUACGAAAGGACGACCAUCAAUGCAACUCAUUUUAGGACAUCGCACACCCCCUUGAGAAGCCAACAGGACUUUAUUGACGCCUAUGCAUCCGCCCGGAGAAUCGCGGAUACUAUCUCCAGAAAUGCCGGGAUUAGAGUCUUUCCUUAUUCGAAAUUUUACAUAUUUUUUGACCAGUACUCGACCAUAGUCAAUUUGACUGGCGGCCUACUUAUGGCAGCUUUAGGCUGCAUAUUCCUGGUUUCUACGAUACUUCUAGGAAGCAUAAAGACAGGGUUUGUGGUUAGUGCGACUGUGCUUAUGAUUGUCAUGGACAUUAUAGGUGUCAUGGCUGUCUGGGGAGUCAGUUUGAACGCAGUUAGCUUGGUAAACUUGGUUAUUUGUGUUGGGAUCGGUGUCGAGUUUUGUUCACACGUCGCCAGGGCUUUCAUGUUCCCUAGCAGGAGUGUGGUGGAUAGAGCAAAGGCGAAAUUCAGAGGUAGAGAUGCAAGAGCUUUGGGUGCUUUGGUCAAUGUCGGCGGUUCCGUAUUCUCCGGCAUUACUGUUACAAAGCUCAUCGGAGUCUGCGUUCUUGCUUUCACACGCUCAAAGAUCUUUGAGAUAUACUAUUUCCGCAUGUGGCUUGCACUCGUUGUUAUCGGAGCAACCCAUGCAUUGAUAUUCCUACCAGUCGCCUUAAGCUCCUUUGGAGGCGAAGGCUAUCUCCCAGAUGAUGGCCCCGGGGGUCUGGAGGAGGAUCUCCGAAGCAGAACCUAUCGAAACUUGGUUCCAGCAGAAUACGACUCCAGCUCUGAAGAGGAGUAA
This is a messenger RNA of Morchella importuna, 3867 nucleotides long. RefSeq lists its product as uncharacterized. The record is from RefSeq and is a predicted model, not a curated record. NCBI's taxonomy places the organism in Eukaryota, Fungi, Ascomycota, Pezizomycetes, Pezizales, Morchellaceae. Gene Ontology annotation, cellular component: membrane. Bases 1 to 3867 code for a protein of 1288 amino acids. The transcript is spliced from 6 exons.